Molecule: messenger RNA, 4259 nt
Organism: Carassius auratus (goldfish)
Lineage: Eukaryota; Metazoa; Chordata; Actinopteri; Cypriniformes; Cyprinidae
Product: LON peptidase N-terminal domain and RING finger protein 2-like
Exons: 12
Coding region: 834-3119 (761 amino acids)
Molecular function (GO): protein binding; ubiquitin protein ligase activity
Source: RefSeq, a predicted model, not a curated record
UCAAUCCUGACGUCAUGUGCUUCUUACGUGAACGAGAGCCAGGCAGACCGUAUUACACGCUCCCGUCUCGUGUUAGUGCGGGCAGAAUGGUAACGUCUCGACUUUAUUAUAACAACCGAUUAUUAUUUACCGUUUCUACUAACUCGUAUAAGACAUGGACAUCCUGUAGAAUCAUCAGAACAAAAGUGCCCCGGAGAAGGACCGUUUUAAAGGGUACUCUAAGCAAGAGAGUUCAGGAGGAUUAACGUUACGCAAAGUACCGCUGCCGGAGACAUUGAGUCUUACAUAAAACGAAUGGGCCUCGGUCAUGAAUCUGCUUCAUUCGACAGAGAUCAAGAAACUUAUCAUCAGCACUGAAGUAGAUGUGUGUAAAUCAGCUAUCGACUUUUUUUCGACGGUCGCUCGUCAGCUUCGUGUUUCGAGACUCGUAACGUUAUGUGAUUUCAUAUUUUGAAGACAUUUAAACAUUGCCCUCGUUAGAUGUGUUAUGAUAAUAUCGUUAACGUUAGAUGUGUUAUGUGGGCCUCUUGUUUUGUCAGAGGUUAGACAGGAUUUUUUUUUCGCUUUACCGGGAAAUGUACCGUAAAGUCAUUUAGAUGAUUUGGUGGGCCUAGCCGUGGUGAAUGGGAAAUGAAUAGUGUAGGUUAUAUAAACAUUUAGCCUUUGGUCUCAUUGUUAUAGAUUUCUGCCAAUAUUCCGAUCGUGCUACGUUAAAUGUGUCUUUAUUUUGAAGGAACUAAAAAUAGGACUAUAAUUGGUUAUUUGUAACCUGUAUUCUUAAAAAACUUUAAACUAGAGCCCUGCACGUUGCAUUUUAUGCGGUGUAGCAGACAAUGGACGCAGGGAUUCAAAACAACGCAGAACAUUAUGUGCACGACCUCUCCAGCCCGACCGCAACGGGAUUGUGUGCGGAAAUGCUCGGGGUUGCGGACGAAGCUUGUCGGGCUGGAGACUUUGAUCUGGCCGCGGAUAUCUAUACUUCUCAGCUCGCCGAGCUCGAGCACACCGACCGUGGCCUCUGCCUGCGGAAAGCUGACGCGCUAGCCCGUGGGGGACGCAUAUCCGAUGCGCUGGACUCGUAUUGCAUCGCUGCAAACCUCCAGGCACUGAGACCUGAUGAACUGCAAAUUUUAGUUGAAGUUAUAGCGCAUACGAUCCAUACAAAUAAAGAGCAGAGUGACAGUAAGACAAUAAGCGUGGGCUCUACCUCAAAUAGCAGUUUUUUUGAGAGUGACGAGAUGGAAGAAGAGCAGAACUUAGACUUGUUUUCAUGCCGCCUUUGCAAGAGCUUAUUGAUGGAGCCGAUGUCUUUGGUGUGUGGACACACUUUCUGUAAGCGCUGUCUGGAAGAUGACCUGGCAAAAGAGUGCAGAAGCUGCAGUUUAAAAACCAACAAUUCACCCAGGCAGUUUACUAUGGACGGACUCAGAGUAAAUGUCAUUAUCAGUGGCUUGAUUGGAAAAUGGUUCAACUCGGAAAGCAGGGCGAGACGAUACUGGUCGGAAGGGGAAUGUCUUUGGAAAAAAAUGGACUUAACCAACGCAGUACUGAAGUUAAACACGGCGAUUGAUCUAGAGCCCUGUGAAUGUCGGCUACUGGCUAGGCGGGCAGAGCUGUUUAUGGAAAUGAAAAAUUUUGGUCAAGCCAUCAAGGAUGGGGACGCCAUGUGCCGAAUCCGUCCCCUGUGGCCAAAGGCUCACUACAUUAAGGCUUCAGCGUUCAGGAGCGCUGGCCGCAAUGAAGAGGCUCUGCAAGAGUAUUUCUGCUGUUUGGCUCUUAAAUCUGACUGGAUUGCUGUAAAACUGGAGGCCCAAAAGAUCCUGAGUCACAUGAUCUCUUCAGUCUUUGUGACUGAUGGUCUGGUCACGUCCAUGCAGACCCUUCCAGGUGGACUCUCCUCUCAUAUCAAACCUUCAUUCCUCCUCAGCUCUCUUCACUCUUCUCCCCUUAGAGAUCAAGCCGAAGAAGGCUGCUCCAAGGAACCAAAACUCAGUUGCAGCAAGUUCAAAGAUGGGAACUCUUCUAUUUUACCAAGAUAUGAAAAUGUGAACUCUGGCAUCUCUUCACCUUUUGUUCAACCAGUCCUAAAAAGAAAAUGGACAGUAGAUACUAAGGUCUUUGAGCCACCAAACAAACAGCUUAAAGAAGAUAAUGUAUCUUCAUGUAAAACUCUCCCUACUUUUUCUGGGGAGAGGCAAGUUCCAUCACAGCUCUUGGACAGUGCAGACUUUGAAUGCUCUCUCUGUAUGAGACUGUUUUAUGAGCCUGUCACCACACCCUGUGGACACACGUUCUGCCUCAAGUGUUUAGAACGCUGCUUGGACCACUGCCCUAACUGUCCUCUGUGCAAGGAGAACCUCUCUGAGUAUUUGGCCACUAGAGCAUACAACAAAACUCUUAUAAUGGAAGAGUUAUUGCAGCGCUACUUUUGUGAUGAGCUAUCAGAAAGGCAAAAAGUACAUGAAGAGGAGUUGAAAGAAUUGUCAAACUUGAACCAGGAAGUGCCCAUCUUUGUUUGCACCAUGGCAUUUCCUACCAUUCCCUGCCCACUGCAUGUUUUUGAGCCUCGAUACAGGCUUAUGAUUCGCAGAUCUAUGGAAACUGGAACGAAACAGUUUGGCAUGUGCAUUGCUGAUGAACUGAAAGGGUUUGCAGACCAUGGCUGCAUGCUGGAGGUGAGGGAUGUCAAGUUUUUUCCUGAUGGGCGCUCUGUAGUGGACACCAUAGGCAUUGCGCGCUUCAAAGUGCUCAGUCAUGGCCAGAGAGAUGGAUACCACACAGCCAAUAUUGAAUAUUUGGAGGAUGAGAAGGUUGAAGGAGAGGAGUUGACAGAGCUCCUGAAGCUGCAUGACUCUGUGUAUGAUCAGGCCUUGGGUUGGUUCACCACCCUUAAAGAUGAUAUGAAGAACCAAAUCAUCAGCCACUUUGGGCAGCUUCCUGUCAAAGACUCUGAUCCACAGGGUAAUCCCAAUGGCCCUGCAUGGUGUUGGUGGCUGUUGGCUGUGUUGCCACUGGAAAACAAAGCCCAGCUGACCAUCCUUGCCAUGAACUCUCUUAAGGAUCGGCUGGUCGCCAUCCGCAGGGUCCUAAUUUUUGUAACUCGCAAGCGGCCUCGAUGAUAGAUGUGUUCUUGGUCUAAAUAUGUUUAUCAAAAUUAACCUAUAGCUCGGGAAUGCUGAUUCAGGCUGGGGUCACUGAGGUUUCUUCAACUGGCUAUCUUGGUCCGUCAUUGCAGCACGCAGCCUUCACCAAUUAGUCACCUGGGACAUUGUUCAAUAAAAAUAUUUGUAUUCUUAAUAGGUUAAUUUAGGCUCAUCAGUUAGUAUUGGUGGUUUAAGUUGUAGUCAUUGCUAUGAGAGAGAUCAUUAUUGCUGCCCUACAUUUGGAAGUUCUCAUUUAGUUCAGUUGCAGUCAAAUCGUUUACCAGUUUAACUAUAGCAAACAUGAAGACAGUGGGAACUUUGUUUUUUCUUAAGCACCUUCGGUCCUUUGAAAAUACCACCUCUGUUUUAUGGUGAGAUGGUGUGUACGACUGACCAAAUGUUUCCCAUGGGCUUGCAAUUAUCAAUAUGGGCCUUAUUGAAAAAAAUCCAUGUGCUUCAUAUUGUAAAAGAUGAUUAAAGGAAAACAUAUUAUUUAAUAUGACGUUCUGUAACCCUGCUUUCUCUGUAUCUUUUGUUUCUUAUAUACAUUUAGAUGCCUAGGUCAUUCAGAAACUUUGAAUUCAGUCAGAAAUGGCAACGCCCUGCUGAUGUCCAUUCAGUUUUCCACUUUUUAAUUUAAAAGGCUGCACUCUCCAACCUUGAAUACAGCCUUAAUGAUAUUCAGUAACAACCACAGGUGUGUUUUUAUAUUUAAAGUGUCUAUUUGUGAUUUUUGUCUUGAAUUUAAUCUUAAUUGGAAAAAAUAAAAAAACAAAAUAACAUAUCAGAAUGAGUAAAUUGUAAACUGGAGCCAAAUUGUGUAAAGUCCUUCUGUAAAACAUGUUUGAACAAGCACUGUUUUAAUGUGUAUACGGCGUGCAAUGUGUGGAUGGGUGGCUUAUGGCUAUAUAACAGUCUUUAUAGACAAUAGGAGGCCUUUGAACGUUCAAACAGCUUUUUUUUUCCUUUUCUUUUUUUUCUUUAUUCCUCAUUCUUCUUGUCUCUGUGAUAUGCAUGUCUUGUGUAUGUCCGUUAUCAACUUUUAUUGUUCAAAUUACUACUUAAAUGCUGUAUUUUUAUUUUUAUUGUGUAAAUUUGUAAAUCAAUGUGAAAUAA